AUGAUUGAAAAUUCGAAUAGUGAAGUUUCUACAUCGGGAAAUAAAAACGAGACUGCUCUCAUAAAGGACAACUACGAUGGCUCUAAUUACGACGAAUGCGACAACUACGACGGUGUGGAUGACGAUAAAAACAUCCAAAGUCGUAACAUCGAGAUCAUAGAGCGAUUGGAUGAUGAUGAGAUUAAGAAAUUGAGUUAUUUCCAGAGUUUGAUGAACUUCGUAAAAGCCUGUAUAGGAACUGGGGUGUUUGCUCUGCCGAUUGCCUUCAAGUAUGGAGGACUCUGGAUCAGCUUCGUUUACUUAGCGUUCUUUGGAUUGGUAACCACCCAUGCAAUGCAUCUCCUCAUUAAAUCUUCGAGAUUUGUUUCUCAGAAAGCAAACAGAUCAGGAAUGAACUACGGCCAGGUUGUUGAAGAAGUUUGUCUGCUGGGUCCUCAACCAAUCAGGAACAUUUCCAAACAUUUGAAAAUUUUCACUUACUUUAUUCUGUGUCUAACGCAAUUUGGCUUCAGCGCGUCUUACAUCGUGUUCGUGGCCUACAACGUCCAAGUGGUAGUGGAAGAAUAUUUACCCUCAAUGCAAUGUUCCACUCUUAUUUAUCACUCGAUCAUCGCCCUUUUCCUCAUCCCAACCUUGUGCAUCACACACCUGAAGACACUUUCGUUUUUCUCUCUAGUCGCAAAUAUCCUGAUAGCACUCAGUUUGGGAGUCGUGUUGUACAGUUGCUUCGUUGGCAUGCCCCCCGUCGAUUCCAGGCAAGCUUAUGGCUCAUGGAAAGAUUUUCCGCGUUUCUUCAGCAUCGCCUCAUUCGCGUUCGAUGGAACUGCGAUGAUCAUACCAACUGAGAACCACAUUAAAAAUCCAAAAAGUUUAGACGGAACGUUCGGAAUCAUCAACAUCGCCAUGCUUUUUGUAACGAUUUCCUAUUUGGGUAAAGUUCAUUUUAUAUCUUGUAUCAGUUUCCAACAUCUUGCACAACUUAUCGGGUUCUUUGGUUUCCUCAAAUAUGGAGAAGCCGUUAAAAGCAGUGUAACUUUGAAUCUUCCGAACACGAUAUUUUACAACGUCGUUCGGCUCCUACUUGCACUAUCCAUAUUCAUGUCGUAUGCCAUCCCGUUCUACAUUCCAAUAAACUUCAUCUGGUCCAUUCUUCAACCGAAACUAACCGAUCGUGCUUUCUUUCACAAGUUCGGAGAGUAUUUCUUGAAGAUGUUCUUUCACGUCAUAAUAUUCGCAUUUGUUGUAGCGGUGCCACACCUGGAGUCGAUAAUAGCCUUGAUAGGAGCUCUGUUCAACACUCCAUUAGCUAUCGCUCUACCUGCACUCCUCGACAUCAUCCUUUGCCAUUUUCUCAGAAGUUACGAAAGUCUCCCUCCAAUAAGACGUCCGCUCUGGCUAAAAUUGAAAAUAUUCAAAAAUUGCUUCAUCGUUUUUCUUGGUACUGCAGGGACUGUUGUAGGCACCCUGGUGACUGUGGUCAGGAUUGUAAGAGUUUCAAUAAAUUUUUAA
Helobdella robusta is the source of this 1509-nucleotide messenger RNA. RefSeq lists its product as hypothetical. The transcript has 10 exons. Gene Ontology annotation, molecular function: amino acid transmembrane transporter activity. Gene Ontology annotation, biological process: amino acid transmembrane transport. The coding region runs from base 1 to 1509 and encodes 502 amino acids. The record is from RefSeq and is a predicted model, not a curated record. Gene Ontology annotation, cellular component: vacuolar membrane. NCBI's taxonomy places the organism in Eukaryota, Metazoa, Annelida, Clitellata, Rhynchobdellida, Glossiphoniidae.